AUGACUCGAGGCUCAGGAACGAUACAACUCCUCUGCCACGUCAAACCAGGUGUCAGUGCAAACAGAGAGGGUAUCGCAGCUGUGUCAGACGAAAGAAUUGAAGUAUGCGUUGCAGCUCAAGCAAGGGACGGAGAAGCAAACAAGGCUGUGAGAGAGAUAAUCGCCGACGUGCUACGGGUUCCCAAGUCUGACGUGGAAGUAGUAAAGGGCAUGAAGAGCCGGGACAAAAUGGUUGCAGUGACGAACAUAAGCACGAAUAGGAAGCCAGAGGAGGAGAUUGUACGAACAAGGGAAUUGCUGGCAGACAGCAUCGGCCGUUGA
Messenger RNA from Dothidotthia symphoricarpi CBS 119687, 321 nucleotides. Its product is annotated as YggU-like protein. Lineage: Eukaryota; Fungi; Ascomycota; Dothideomycetes; Pleosporales; Dothidotthiaceae. The coding region runs from base 1 to 321 and encodes 106 amino acids. The record is from RefSeq and is a predicted model, not a curated record. Gene Ontology annotation, cellular component: cytoplasm. The transcript has a single exon.